AUGGUUGGUUCAGCUGUUCACUUCGGUGGUGGCAACAUCGGUCGAGGCUUCAUUGCCGAGCUUCUGCACGAGACUGGCUAUGAGGUGAUCUUCGUCGAUGUCGUUGACAAGCUCAUCGACGACAUCAACAAGACAAAGUCUUACACAAUCACUGAGGUUGGCGCGGAUGGCAAGAAGACCAAGACAAUUACAAACUACCGAGCCAUCAACUCCAAGCACAACAUGCAAGAGACGAUCGACGCUAUCGCCAACGCUGACAUUGUAACUUGUGCUGUUGGUCCCAACGUCCUGAAGUUCAUCGCCAAGCCAAUUGCAGAUGGCAUUGCCAAGCGAACCAAAUCGAAGCCACUUGCAGUCAUUGCUUGUGAAAACAUGAUCAAUGCCACGGAUAGACUCCGUGAUUUCAUUGUCGACCCAAAGAACAUGUCGGAAGACAUCAAGAACGAUCUGCCCAAGCGAGCCGAGUUUGGUAACUCUGCCAUUGACAGAAUCGUUCCAACACAACCAGCCGAUGCCGGUCUCGACGUCGUUAUUGAAACCUUUUACGAGUGGUGUGUUGAGAACACCGGCUUCAAGAGCGGAACUCCUGAGGUCAAGGGCAUUCACUGGGUUGACAACCUCGAGCCUUACAUUGAGCGAAAGCUCUUUACUGUCAACACAUCGCAUGCCACAGCUGCUUACUUCGGUUACUACAAAGGCAUCAAGACCAUCCACGAAGCUAUGGCCGAUGAAGAGAUCAAGAAGGAGGUCCACGAUGCUCUCGAGGAGACUGCACACCUUGUUACCAAGAAACACGGCAUUGACAAGAAGGAGCAAGAGCAAUACGUUAACACAAUCAUCACCAGAAUCUCCAACCCAUCUCUCGAGGAUGUUCCAGUCCGAGUUGGUCGAGCUCCAAUCCGAAAGGUCGGCCGAAAGGAACGUUUCAUUGGUCCUGCCGCUCAGCUUGCCGAGCAAGGAUACGAUGUCAAGGCUCUGCUCAAGGGUUUGACCAUGGCCCUCCGCUUCCAGAACGUCGAGGGUGACGAGGAGAGCGCGCAGCUAGCCAAGGUGCUCUCCGAGCAAUCUGCGGAGGAAGCCACCACCACUCUGUGCGGUCUUGAGAAGGACCACCCUCUCUUCCCCAAGGUGGUGGAGUGCGUCAAGCUUGUCCAGUCCGAGAAGAAAUGA
This is a messenger RNA of Lithohypha guttulata, 1170 nucleotides long. RefSeq lists its product as uncharacterized. Gene Ontology annotation, biological process: mannitol catabolic process. NCBI's taxonomy places the organism in Eukaryota, Fungi, Ascomycota, Eurotiomycetes, Chaetothyriales, Trichomeriaceae. The coding region runs from base 1 to 1170 and encodes 389 amino acids. Gene Ontology annotation, molecular function: mannitol-1-phosphate 5-dehydrogenase activity. The record is from RefSeq and is a predicted model, not a curated record. Gene Ontology annotation, cellular component: cytosol. The transcript has a single exon.